UCACAGAGUCAAAGCAGCUUCAGAUCAGCUUCAGGACCUUCUCUGUCCACUGUCUGACAGUGAUCGGCCACAGGAUCACAGCAGGUGUGAGGACCAAAACCACACAUUUUCUGUGGAAGUGGGACAAGGACGGACUGAUCUUCCCUGAGAGGGCGGGGGUCGGGUGUUUUUUUUAGGGGGUACCACUCACUCAUUCACACCUCCUACUCAGCAGCGGCAUCCUGAGCAGGUCCUCGGUCAUUUUCACUGUGAAGCAGCAACAGGUUGAUCAGCAGCAGCAGCAGCUCAGUGAAGGCUGAACAUGCCGAGCAAGAGCCAGUGUCUGCGCCCUCGGCUGUGCGCGCUAGAGAAAGGCGACAACGGCUACGGCUUCCACCUCCACGGGGAGAAAGGUAAGACUGGACAGUUCAUCCGACUUGUGGAGUCCGACAGCCCGGCGGAGACCUCGGGGCUCCGCGCAGGAGAUCGACUGGUGUUCGUGAAUGGCGACGAAGUGGAGAACGAGAGCCAUCAGCAGGUCGUGUCCCGGAUACGCGCCACCGUGGGCUCCCUGGAGCUCAUAGUGGUGGACCCCGACACGGAGCAGCUGCUGAAGAAACACAACAUGAAGUGUCUGAAGGAGUAUGUGACCGACGGUGUCCCGUUACCCUUCGACGACGAAGGGGAGGAAGAGGAGGAUGAGGUGGUGGUGGUGGAGGAGGAGGUUGGUGAUGAAGACGCGCACGGAGACGCGCGUCACACCAAGCCAAACGAGGCAGAGACAAAUGAGGAGGUGGUGGUGGUGGUGAUGGUGGAGAAGCAGGAGAAGCAGCAGCAGAAGCAGAAGCAGGAGGAGGAGGUGGUGGUGGUGGAGGAGGAUGAGGAGGAGACACCCAGGGAGUCCACGAAGAGUAACGGGGAGAUCCACGAGCACGCUGAGAAGAAGGAGUCGCGCAGUGAACUGCGGCCGCGGCUCUGUGUCAUCCAGAGAGGCUCUAAUGGAUAUGGCUUCAACCUGCACAGCGAGCGGGCGCGGCCAGGCCAGUACAUCAGAGCUGUGGAUGAAGACUCUCCAGCAGAGAGGGCCGGCCUGCUGGCACAGGACAGGAUAGUACAGGUGAACGGUGUGUCACUGGAGGGGAAGACACACUCACAAGUCGUGGCUGCCAUUAAAGCUGGAGGGAGUGAGGCCCGGCUGCUGGUGGUGGACCCUGACACUGACGCUUUUUUCAAGAAGUGCAGAGUGGCGCCCAACCUCGACCACCUGACCGGUCCACUGCCGGAGCCUGUCGUUAAUGGAGGAAUGGAGGAGAAGGUGAAUGGUCGACAGGCCAAGGAGGCAGAGAGAGACUCGAAGCUGUCAAUCAGUCCCUCUCCGUCCAGCGCCUCCUCCAACACCUCCCUCACAACCCCAACCACAAACACCCCACCUGAGGGUUUGAUGACAGAGGCCAUCCCGGCUCUCAACCUGAGCCUGCAGCAGGUCAAAGAGCUCGCACACCAGAAACGCUCCAACAAGAGAGCACCGGCCAUGGACUGGACCAAGAAAAAUGAACUCUUCAGCAACCUAUAGGGCACUUCCACACCUUACACAUACAUGUAUACACAGAUUUUUUUUUUUUUAUCAUGGUGAUUCUUAAAACAAAAGAGAUAUUUUUUAUUAUAAUGACAUUAAAAUAGCAGUUUAACUACUGGCAGCAAAAAAAGAAACAAAAAUCCAAGCCUUUUUGUAAGAUACUCUAUUCUUCUUAUGACUGCUCUUGUUAUGGUAAUCCAUACAUAUUAUACAUAUAAUGUGCUACUAACGAUGAAAGAUGUAUAUGCCAAUGAAAGUGAUGUGGAGAAUGUGUAUGAAUGUGUGCGUUUAUAGUUAUUUAUGCCCUGUGAAUAUGUGGGCAUGUCCACACACACACACACACACACACACACACGUUUACGCAGUUACUUCCUUUUCAUCUGGACAGCCUAAACAAAGUGUUAUCCAUAACCAGUUAGUGCCUAACCCUGACCACUCUGAUCCCGGUGUAAUGCCUGUGGAAAUGAGGAGCAUUUGAUCGUCGUGCUAUAUUUAAUAACCGUCUCUCCCUUACAUUAAAGCUGCUCUAUGUCAGAUUAUUCAAACAUGAAUAGUUUUAAUGCCAGUGAAUAAACAGAUUGUGACUUUUAAAAAAACUUCCGCAACCUACUCCAUUUCCUACAAUUGCAGCGUAUCGCCUGACUGAGAUGAUUUGGAGAUUGGUCGUUUUAUCAAAAACUAGUGUUGCUUUCGUGAACCUCAUCAGUGUCCGGGUGUCGCAAGCCCAGUUCAGUUACAGCCACAGGUGUUGCUAUAGAAAACCCUUUACAGGUAGAACCCUAACCCCGGACACCUGCGGUAAAGCACCGUGCACAUUUUUAUCAAACCAGCCUGACAACAGGGGUGACACACUGAAAGUCAUUUUUGAUUUUUUUGGGAAAUAUUUACUGAAGGCUUUAAACUGGAAAGAACUGUAUAUGAAAAUAGGUUAUUUUAUAACGCAUGUAUAUAUCUUAUACCAUUUUUCCUUUUACUCUUAUUGAUUUACGAUUUUUAUGAUUUAGUGAAAUUCCAUCCUUUGAAGAAAUGUGAACUCCAGUUAAUUAUAAGUAACUUAUACCAUCCUCACUUUGCCGUCACGUCCCCCCGCGAAUGGCUGUUCACUACACGUGUUUAAGCACAGAUUUGUAUUGCUUUUAAUAAAUAAUCAUUUUACACAUUUCUAUUGAACAACAAAAUGGUGUGAUUUUUAGAUUCUUAUUUCUAUGCCUGUGCUUCACUAGAUUAGAUGUAUUUGUCCAAUUCUGAGAAAAAGUGAUCAUUUUGAAGUUAAAUGAUUGAACAAUAUGAUGAGGGUUUUUUUUUAAUAUAAAGCACGUGUAAGUGAUUUCUAUACUGUAAUAAAUCGGUCAUUGCAACAACACAA
Molecule: messenger RNA, 2921 nt
Organism: Solea solea (common sole)
Lineage: Eukaryota; Metazoa; Chordata; Actinopteri; Pleuronectiformes; Soleidae
Gene: nherf1b
Product: NHERF family PDZ scaffold protein 1b
Exons: 6
Coding region: 302-1552 (416 amino acids)
Biological process (GO): protein localization to plasma membrane
Cellular component (GO): apical plasma membrane
Molecular function (GO): protein-membrane adaptor activity; signaling receptor binding
Source: RefSeq, a predicted model, not a curated record